GCCUCCCGGUUGUCUUUCGCGCAAGGUGGAGGCGGAGUCGCGGCCGGUGACCUGCUGCUGCCGCCGGCCGCACGGAAGACUGUGCCGCGGGUCACUCGGGUCUCCAGGAGUGGAGCAGAGGAUGCAGAAGGCACCCACAGAGGCCAGACGAACUUGAGGAAGGCGGCAAGCGGCCCCGGAGGCACUUCGGAGGCGCCCUGGACUGCGAGAGGCUCGGACGCCCGCCGGCGGGUAGUGGCUGCGGAGGCUGUCGUGGCCGGGACAGCCCGCCCCAGGCCUGAACAGCGAUAGGGCCUGGCACUUGAGCUUACCACAGCGAGGGUGGAGCUGCGUUGAGGUCUCUUUUCUUGGAUAGACCGUGGGCUCCUGUGGCACUCUGUUUCUGAGAGGAUUGGAAACCGAGCGGGAUGAGGAGCAGGAGUAACUCCGGGGUCCGGCUAGAUGGCUAUGCUAGGCUAGUGCAUCAGACCAUCCUGUGCCAUCAGAAUCCAGUGACUGGUUUGCUUCCAGCCAGCUUUGAUCAGAAAGAUGCCUGGGUCCGGGAUAACGUGUACAGCAUCUUGGCUGUAUGGGGUCUGGGCCUGGCCUAUAGAAAGAAUGCAGACCGGGAUGAGGAUAAAGCAAAGGCCUAUGAACUGGAGCAGAGUGUAGUGAAGCUGAUGAGGGGACUGCUGCACUGCAUGAUCAGACAGGUGGAUAAAGUAGAAUCCUUCAAGUAUAGUCAGAGUACCAAGGAUAGCCUCCAUGCCAAGUACAACACCAAAACCUGUGCCACUGUGGUGGGUGAUGACCAGUGGGGACACCUGCAGUUGGAUGCUACCUCUGUGUACCUGCUCUUCUUAGCACAAAUGACUGCCUCAGGACUUCAUAUCAUCCACAGUCUAGAUGAAGUUAAUUUCAUACAGAACCUUGUGUUUUACAUUGAAGCUGCAUAUAAAACUGCUGACUUCGGGAUAUGGGAACGUGGAGACAAAACCAACCAGGGAAUCUCAGAAUUGAAUGCCAGUUCAGUUGGAAUGGCAAAGGCAGCCCUGGAAGCAUUAGAUGAACUGGACCUGUUUGGUGUGAAAGGUGGGCCACAGUCAGUUAUCCAUGUCCUAGCUGAUGAAGUACAACACUGCCAGUCUAUUCUUAAUUCGAUACUACCCCGGGCUUCAACAUCCAAAGAGGUUGAUGCUAGCCUACUUUCAGUUGUUUCCUUCCCAGCCUUUGCAGUAGAGGAUAACCAGUUGGUGGAGCUCACAAAACAGGAAAUCAUCACCAAGCUUCAGGGUCGUUAUGGUUGCUGUCGCUUUCUACGAGAUGGAUAUAAAACUCCUAAAGAGGAUCCCAAUCGUCUGUACUAUGAACCAGCUGAGCUGAAGUUAUUUGAAAACAUUGAAUGCGAAUGGCCAUUGUUCUGGACAUACUUUAUCCUUGAUGGGGUCUUUAGUGGAAAUGCAGAACAGGUUCAAGAAUACAGAGAGGCUCUUGAAGCAGUCCUCAUCAAGGGAAAAAAUGGAGUCCCACUUCUACCAGAGCUGUACAGUGUUCCUCCUGACAAGGUUGAUGAAGAAUAUCGAAAUCCUCAUACUGUGGACCGAGUCCCCAUGGGAAAAUUGCCUCAUAUGUGGGGUCAGUCUCUAUACAUCUUAGGAAACUUGAUGGCAGAGGGAUUUUUAGCUCCCGGAGAAAUCGAUCCCCUGAAUCGUAGGUUUUCUACUGUACCAAAGCCAGAUGUUGUGGUUCAAGUUUCUAUUCUAGCUGAGACAGAAGAAAUCAAGGCCAUUUUGAAGGACAAGGGAAUUGAUGUGGAGACCAUUGCUGAAGUGUACCCCAUCAGAGUCCAACCAGCUCGUAUUCUCAGCCACAUUUAUUCCAGCCUAGGAUGCAACAGUAAAAUGAAACUCAGUGGAAGACCCUAUAGACACAUGGGAGUCCUUGGAACUUCAAAACUCUAUGACAUUCGGAAAACUAUCUUUACCUUCACUCCACAGUUCAUAGACCAGCAACAGUUCUACCUGGCUCUGGACAACAAGAUGAUAGUGGAAAUGCUUAGAACAGAUAUUUCCUAUCUCUGUAGCCGCUGGAGGAUGACAGGCCAGCCCACCAUCACCUUCCCUGUGUCACAUAGCAUGCUUGAUGAUGAUGGAACCAGCUUGAAUCCAAGUAUCCUGGCAGCACUCCGAAAAAUGCAGGAUGGCUAUUUUGGUGGGGCAAGGAUUCAAACAGGUAAAUUGUCAGAAUUUUUGACAACAUCUUGCUGUACACAUUUGAGUUUCAUGGACCCUGGACCUGAGGGUAAACUGUACAGUGAAGAUUAUGAUGACUACGAUAAUGAGCUAGAAUCUGGUGACUGGAUGAAUGGCUAUGGUUCAACCAAUAAUGCUCGCUGUGGUGAUGAAGUUGCUCGUUAUUUAGAUCACCUCUUGGCACACACUGCUCCCCAUGCUAAACUAGGCCCUACCUCACAGAAGGGAGGGCUAAAUCGGUUCCGAGCGGCUGUGCAAACAACCUGCGAUUUAAUGUCCUUGGUGACCAAGGCCAAGGAGCUGCAUGUACAGAAUGUCCACAUGUAUCUUCCUACAAAGAUAUUUCAGGCUUCUCGGCCUUCAUUCCACUUACUUGACUCACCUCAUCCCUCACGAGAGGACCAGGUUCCCUCUGUUCGUGUAGAAAUACAUCUUCCUAGAGACAAGUCUGGGGAAGUGGACUUUAAAGCACUGGUUUUACAAUUGAGAGAGACCUCUAGCUUACAGGAGCAAGCUGAUAUCCUGUACAUGUUGUAUACCAUGAAAGGACCUGACUGGGACACUGGAUUGUAUGAUGAAGGGAGUGCGACAGUCAGAGAACUGCUUACUGAACUAUAUGGCAAAGUUGGGGAAAUUCGUCACUGGGGCCUGAUCCGAUACAUUUCUGGAAUCUUAAGGAAGAAGGUGGAAGCACUCGAUGAGGCCUGCACAGACCUUCUCUCCCACCAGAAACAUUUGACAGUGGGACUCCCUCCAGAACCUCGAGAAAAGACCAUCUCUGCACCUCUGCCUUAUGAAGUACUCACUCAGCUGAUAGAUGAAGCCAGUGAAGGGGACAUGAGCAUUUCAAUUCUUACACAGGAAAUAAUGGUGUAUCUAGCCAUGUAUAUGAGAACUCAGCCUGGCCUCUUUGCUGAAAUGUUUCGUCUUCGAAUUGGUCUGAUCAUACAAGUUAUGGCAACAGAACUGGCCCACUCCCUUCGAUGCUCAGCUGAAGAAGCCACAGAUGGCCUGAUGAAUCUCAGUCCUUCAGCCAUGAAGAAUCUCCUGCAUCACAUUCUCAGUGGCAAGGAGUUUGGAGUGGAACGAAGUGUUCGCCCCACUGAUUCGAAUAUCAGCCCUGCUAUUUCCAUCCAUGAGAUUGGUGCUGUUGGAGCAACCAAAACAGAACGAACUGGGAUCAUGAAGUUAAAAAGUGAGAUAAAGCAGGUGGACUUUCGUAGGCUGUCUAUCUCAACUGAGAGUCAGGUGAAACAACCCUAUGGUUGUCUUCCCCUGGGUAUAGAUUUGAUGUCACCGUCUUUUCUGUCACCUGGUACCUCUAUGACUCCAAGUAGUGGCUCCUUCCCUAGUGCAUAUGGUCAACAGACAUCUAAAGAUAGUCGUCAGGGUCAGUGGCAACGCCGAAGAAGGCUGGAUGGAGCACUGAACAGAGUCCCAGUUGGAUUUUAUCAAAAAGUAUGGAAAGUUUUGCAGAAGUGUCAUGGACUUUCUGUGGAAGGUUUUGUUCUUCCUUCUUCAACCACUAGAGAGAUGACUCCAGGCGAGAUUAAAUUCUCUGUUCAUGUGGAGUCUGUCCUGAAUCGCGUACCUCAGCCAGAGUACCGCCAGCUUCUGGUUGAAGCCAUCCUUGUCCUCACCAUGAUGGCAGACAUUGAAAUUCAUAGUAUUGGAAGCAUCAUUGCUGUGGAAAAGAUAGUGCAUAUUGCCAAUGACUUGUUCCUUCAAGAACAGAAAACCCUCGGUGCAGAUGAUAUCAUGUUGGCAAAGGAUCCUGCGUCUGGCAUCUGUACGCUUCUGUAUGACAGUGCACCCAGUGGCAGGUUUGGCACCAUGACCUACCUCUCCAAGGCAGCCGCCACCUACGUGCAGGAGUUCCUGCCCCACAGCAUCUGUGCCAUGCAGUGAGGCCUCGAGGCCCUGCGUGCUGGGAGCCUUUUGACAGCUGGUUCCUGCCUCGUUGAUUGUGCAUGGAACUCAAAUGUGAUGGCCUGAUCACUCCCACCCUGCCCCUUUCCAACCCAUCCCUCCCAAGAAGAGCAACCUUUUCUGAUAAAUUAACUGCUUUGGAAGAUGUGAACCUCUGCCUGGAGGCAUCUGCUCACCCAGGCCCUUCAUUGUGGGCCUUCAUUCUUUCAAGGUUCAUAAAAGUUUGCAUGUGUUUUUAUUCUCUAGAUCUGUUACAGACUUAGUUUUCUAACUCCUAUUUGGGGAGCAGGUGUUAAUAAUAACUUAUUCCUAAAGUUUGAUUUUUCUUAUUUGUUGUUUCAUGGUGUGAACCAGUAGUGGGUACUUUGGGACAUUAUUUCAAGUGAGCAAACCCUGAAUUCUUAGGUUUUAUGCUGCUAUAUAUUGGAAAUAUCCAUUCUAAGUGCCUUUUUUUGAGGAAAGAGAGUACCAGAUCAUAGUUCUCUUUACUUAAAGGUGGCCUCACACUAAGUGAUGAACUCCUUUCUGUAGAAUUACUCUCUCUGCUUUUGCCUUCUUUGUAUCUGCACACAUAAUUCCUACUCUCCUUUGGUGAACUAUCAACAAAAAAAUUGCAAGUGCAGUGUGUAUAUUUAAGGAUUUCAGUAUUAACACUUGAAAUCACAUUUUAAGAAGAUUUCUGGUACUCGGUGUAUUUGUAGCAGUAAAUGCAGAGUAAUCCAGAGAAAUGGAGCCAUGAGCCCAAUUCCAGAGAGGAAGGGGGAAAAGGAGAAAAGGCCUGGGUGCAGAGUCUUACACAGAGAGAGCAGAGAGGGAAUCAGAGAUGGGUUAUUACCCUGAAUAGAGCCUUGUGCACUAAUCCUUGCCUCCAAAGAGUGGGCCAACACACAACACAGAAAAGACUCAAAGCCUCUGUCUUUGGCAAACAGGAAUCCAGCCCGCCUGUCUACAGCUGCUUUACUGAGCAGCUCACUGGUCUCUGUCUCACUCACAUACUCGCUAUCUAUAGCAUCCACCCCUCAACUUCCUGCCCUUCUACUUUUAAAAUCUUUCACUUACAUUUUUACUUCCUUAUUGUAGUGUUCAUAUCUAUGUAUGUCUUGAUAUCUGUGGGCAUAUAGCUGUCUCUUGUAAACACCUGCGAUUUGUAUGUGUAUCUAAGCAUACGUGGGAAUUUUUCUGAAUGUAAGUAGUUUUGAAAUGUCUGUAUAUCUAUCUUUAUCUACAUUUGACAAACUAAGUAUGUAAAUAUGAGUGUUGUGUGGGGGAGAGGGGUGUGGCUGUGGCCUCAGGCUGACACACAAAGGAUAGUGGAGGAAUCCUUAAGUCCUCUUUCCCACUCUCAUGUUUAGGUAAAUACUGAAGAAUGUUUUUUCUAACAUUCUUAGUUCAAGGCCACUGAAACAAAAUACCAUAGACAGGGUGGUUUAAACAUCAAACAUUUUUUUCUAACAGUUGUGAAGCUGGGAGGUGUAAGAGCAAAGUACCAGCAAAUUCAGUGUCUGGGGAGGGCCUUCUUCCUGGUUUGCAGAUGGCUGUCUUCUUGCUAUAUCCUCACAGAGCAUAGAGAGAGUGAGCUCUAGUCUCUUCCUCUUUUUAUAAGGGCACUAAUCCUUCCAUGGGGACUCUAUCAUCUUCCAAAGGUGCCCAUCUCCAGAUACCAUCACAUUGGGGAUUAAGGCUUCAGUUAUGAAUUUUGGAUGGACACAUUCAAUACAUAGAAAAUUGCUUCUCCCAAUAUGUGUAAAUCAUAAAUCUACUAAUUUCCCCAUUUGCACUGAAAUAACUUCCUACUGUAAUCCCCUAUUUUUCUUCAGAUGUUUUCAGGUUUUUCUCCAAGAAUGGGGGUGGGGAACUCUCUAAAUAAUUGUUACAGAACCAGUGGCAAUCUUAUGAGUACACCUGAAUAAAUGAGCAUAGUGUGGUGAUAGAAAAGAGAUAGUAGAAACAAAAAAAGGAUGGUCAACAUUUCAAGACCUCUCUUAUAGGAAAUGGAAACACACAGUAAGUAGCUUUCUGAUUGCAUGACUUUCUGGUCACAUAUAAAGAAAAUGUACAUCCUAUUCUGAAACUUUUUAUCUUUACACUGGCUGCAAGUGUACCCCAGCCUAGGGGAUUACUUCUGGAGUAGCACAGUUAAAAGCCACCACUCCCUCCUGCACAAAUUUAUCUGAAUGACACUGAUGGCUACAUUUCUCUGGGUUUAAGUUGUCCAUCACUAUGCUUCCCAUAUAGUGCUACUUCACUUUUAAAGCAACUUUUAAGAAAACUCAAUUUGUAUUUUGUUCAUUUGAAGUAUGUGAUACUAAAAAACACAUUGGACUUUUUUUAAGCACUCAUGUUUUGAAAAUAGAAUAAAAACUUAGAAUUUCCAAUUAAA
Molecule: messenger RNA, 6540 nt
Organism: Sus scrofa (pig)
Lineage: Eukaryota; Metazoa; Chordata; Mammalia; Artiodactyla; Suidae
Source: RefSeq, a predicted model, not a curated record